Penicillium bovifimosum is the source of this 1134-nucleotide messenger RNA. RefSeq lists its product as uncharacterized. The record is from RefSeq and is a predicted model, not a curated record. Bases 1 to 1134 code for a protein of 377 amino acids. The transcript has a single exon. Gene Ontology annotation, cellular component: mitochondrion. NCBI's taxonomy places the organism in Eukaryota, Fungi, Ascomycota, Eurotiomycetes, Eurotiales, Aspergillaceae.
AUGAACUCGGAACAACAUAUGCUGUGCACCAAAGCCCUUUCAUUCGCAAUGAAAAAGAUAGCUUACCUAGACUUCCCGGCCUACGGCAGUCUGUACUUCGCAGAUGCGCCUCUAGACUCGGACUUGAAGAUUCCUUUCGAGCAAGGCUUCUGCGUGGGACCACAUUGCAGUCCAGUUUUCUGGAACCGGGAUCCGGGGGAACAUGAGCUCCACCGUGGCCCAAGUCCCAACUGCGGGCCUUGGAAAGAUCUCACAAGUUAUUGUCGAGGUUUGGUAGAUACGGGGUUCUCCCGUUUACCUAAAGAGGCCGUCAAUGAUCGCGAACUUCUGCCACAUCAAGGAUCCAUUGAAGAUCACAUUCGUCUAUUGAACAUAAGCCGAGAGGUGAUACAAAAGUUGAUUGAAGACAAACGCAUUCAGGAGGCUGCUACACCAGCUCUGCUUCAUCCGGAUUUUCACAAGAGGAAUAUCUACGUCUCUGCCGGAGAACCAACCGUUAUUACUGGCCUGAUAGAUUGGCAAUCAACCAGUAUUGAGCCGGGGAUUAUUUAUGCCAGGGAGACAACUGAUUUCGCUGAACCCCCUAGGGUCCCCGUGGAAGAUCUACUCGAGAACGAACAAUAUGAAAGGGAGCUUUCUAAAGAACAGGAACGAGAAUUAACAGAUGCGUCCAUCUGUUACCAAACAUAUGAUGUGAUCAUGACAGGCAUCACGCCUAAGCUUCGUCCUGCAAGAUUACUUGAUCCGACUCUUUUUCGACUCUUCCACUACUGCCACACAAGCUGGAGAGUCUCCGCUGCCGCUGUCCGUCAAGAGUUAAUUGAGCUUUCAGCUCGCUGGACAGAACUGAGAUUAGAGGGUUCAUGUCCGUAUUCUCCCACAGAAGCGGAAUUGACACAGCAUGCUCGAGAUUAUGAUGAUUUUGAGGCUGUUCAAGCACUCAAGUCAUGGCUAAGAGAUAACCUCGAUACAAAUUCUGAUGGAUGGAUCCCGAAUGAUGCAUGGGAUGCUGCGAAGGUUGCUCAUCGCACAACGUAUAAUGAUUGGAUAGAGACUGCCAAAGAAGCCGAGGCCCGUGGCGAAGACAUGACAGUAGCAAAGGCGGACAAGAUGUGGCCAUUCGAUGCUAGAUAG